GAGGGGUGGGGAAACAGAGCGUUGAUGUGGCUGUAGUCAGCUGCUGUUUAAAAACCACACCCUGGAGCUGCAGUGAAGUUAGUCCCCGUACAGUGACUGAGCGGGCAGACUGUUCCGAAGACAAAAAUGGAAAUUCAUGAAAUCUUAUCCCAAGUGUGCCUGGGCACUGAUGAGCUCUCUGAUGGGGCCACAGUGAAACCCCUUGCUAAUUUCAACGCAGAGAAAGAAGCUGCAGAGCUGGAGCAGGCUCUUAAAGUCAAAGGUGUGGACGAGCACUCUAUCAUCGACAUACUGACAAGGUGUAGCAAUGCACAAAGACAGGACAUCGCCUUCCAUUAUGAAAGAAACACUAAGCAUAAACUGGAGGAUAAGCUGCAAAAAAGUCUCUCUGACCCUCUAAAAUCUGUCAUCUUGGCACUGAUGAAGACUCCAGACAAAUACGAUGCCUCUGAAAUGCGAGGUGCCAUCAAGGGUUUGGGAACCAAUGAAGACACUCUGAUUGAGAUCCUGUGCUCUCGCACCAACAAGCAAAUCUCGGAUAUGGCUGCUGUCUAUCUAAAGCUUUACAAGAAAGAUAUGAUUGAGGACGUCAAAGAAGAUACUUCUGGACAUUUUGCCAAGCUUCUUUGUACCCUAGCAAAGGGGAAUCGUCCGGAUCCCUCCAAUGUGGUCGAUAAUGAUCUGAUCGAUAUGGAUGCACGGGCCCUGCAUGAAGCUGCAGUGAAGAACCGUACUCAUGAUGUGGACAAAUGGAUCACUAUAAUGACUGAGAGGAGUAUUCCUCACCUGAGGAAAGUUUUUGGAAGAUAUAAAUGCUACAGCUGCUACGAUAUGUUGGAAAGUGUUGAUCGUGAGGUCAAGAAAGAUCUGAAAAAUAACUUUUUAGGCCUGGUGCAGUGUAUCCUGAACACUCCAGCAUUUUUCGCUGAAAAGUUAUCCAACUUACAGGGAAAUCUCAAGAAGGAUAUUUUAACAAGGAUCAUGGUGUCUCGUUCAGAAAUUGACCUGGUCUUUAUCAGGAAGGAGUUUAAGAAGAAAACUGGAAAAUCCCUGCACCAAUUUAUAACCGCUUCUACAAAAGGUGAUUACCAACGAGUCCUACUGGCUCUGUGCAGAGGUGAUGAUUAGAGGCGUCAUCUCAGACAGGAAUUCCAAUUCCGUACCUACUCUUAAGUCAAAGAAUUGCUCCAUAAAGCUGUGAGGGGACCCUGUCGGAUUAAACCACUUAACCUUCCUCACUCUGUGUAAAAGUCAAGUAUUACAAUAGUUAACUGUAAAAAGUUUGUGCUUGAAAAAUUCUCUACCGUAAAUCAGUCAAUCUUUGAAAAACUGCAAAUAUUUUACCUGUUGUUAACUGGAAAUAAAGCUUUGAACUUGAGCUACAUCUCAACUCAGAACCACUGCAUGCUGUUUUGAGGUUUGAGAUCAAAAGGAUCCAAAGUUUGAACUGGCACAGUUUGUUCACUCAUAGCUCAACGCAGGAGAUUUGCAGGAUGAAGUGUUUUCAGGCACAUACAUAAGGUGUUGCAUGUAGUGCAGUACUUAGUCUGGAAAUGCAUUUUGCUAUCAAGCCGUAAUGUCUUUUUAUACAAAAUAAAGAAAUUGGAUUAUUACUGUAA
This is a messenger RNA of Hemiscyllium ocellatum (epaulette shark), 1619 nucleotides long. Its product is annotated as annexin A2-like. The transcript has 13 exons. Gene Ontology annotation, molecular function: phospholipase inhibitor activity; cytoskeletal protein binding; calcium ion binding. NCBI's taxonomy places the organism in Eukaryota, Metazoa, Chordata, Chondrichthyes, Orectolobiformes, Hemiscylliidae. Gene Ontology annotation, cellular component: cytoplasm. The record is from RefSeq and is a predicted model, not a curated record. The coding region runs from base 127 to 1128 and encodes 333 amino acids.